This is a messenger RNA of Exophiala aquamarina CBS 119918, 669 nucleotides long. RefSeq lists its product as uncharacterized. The transcript has a single exon. The record is from RefSeq and is a predicted model, not a curated record. The coding region runs from base 1 to 669 and encodes 222 amino acids. Gene Ontology annotation, biological process: ceramide transport; intermembrane lipid transfer. Gene Ontology annotation, cellular component: cytosol; membrane; cytoplasm. Gene Ontology annotation, molecular function: ceramide 1-phosphate binding; ceramide 1-phosphate transfer activity. NCBI's taxonomy places the organism in Eukaryota, Fungi, Ascomycota, Eurotiomycetes, Chaetothyriales, Herpotrichiellaceae.
AUGGCCUAUGAUAAUACCUCUGGAAGGACUUGGUUUGAUACUCCAAACGUGCAAUUCAGCGAUGUUACGAUCUCCAUUGAUCAGGAAGUCUCGACAACUGAAUUUCUUGAAGCAACAGAGAGCAUGACGACAAUCUUCGACCUUCUAGGAUCCGCAAUGUUCACGCCUAUAAAGCAAGACCUGCUUUUCAAUGUGCGUAGAGUACGUACAAGACAACAACAAGCGCCAGAGGCCUCCGGGACUUUACAAUCAUUAGUUAGAGCCGAACUUUCUCUCAAGGCCCAACCGGCGACCGAAGGCAUUAUAUGGAUCGUGCGAGCUCUGGAUUUUAUGACCGAGGUUUUCAUGAUCGAAAUGCAAGUGGCCGCAUCCGAAGCAUCAGCAAAAUGCAACAACAAAGAGUUGGCCAAUUCAUUCAAGGAGAGCUACGAGACUACCCUUCAGCCUUAUCACAAUGCCUUCAUUCGACUGAUCUUCAAGGCUGCGUUGAAUGCCGCGCCGAAACGCCGAAACUUCUAUCAAGCAUUAAUUGGGGAACAUGGCGAUCCAGAGACUGGUGAUACUAAAAUGAAGCAAUGGGCUACGUCUUUGAAAAGGAUUGUGACGAUUUUGAAACAGUUCUUAGCAAGCGAUGAAGCGCUGAACAAAUGGGCUAAGACAAAAGUCUGA